AUGGCUUCAGAGAGCGGCUUAAACGGAGAUGCAAAUAUAGUAGAAGAGGUUUCCGAGACUAAAAGAAGCAGAGAUGAAGAAGAAAAAGAAGACAAAGAAGUGAAGAAAAACAACAACGAAGAUCAUGAGAAAACGAAAACGGUGCCGUUUUACAAGCUUUUUGCUUUUGCGGAUUCUUUGGACUUCCUCUUGAUGACCCUGGGGACGCUUGGAUCUAUUGGAAACGGUCUAGGCUUCCCUAUAAUGACCAUACUGUUCGGAGAUCUAGUAGAUGCUUUUGGAGAGAACCAGAAUGACUCAAAUGUUGCCGACAAAGUUUCCAAAGUAUCUCUGAAGUUUGUAUGGCUUGGAAUCGGUACUUUUGCGGCCGCUUUUCUCCAGUUGUCUGGUUGGAUGAUAUCUGGAGAAAGACAAGCAGCAAGAAUAAGGAGUAUGUAUCUAAAGACAAUCUUAAGACAAGAUAUAGCCUUCUUCGACGUUGAUACAAAUACUGGUGAAGUCGUUGGAAGAAUGUCCGGUGACACUGUGCUAAUCCAAGACGCCAUGGGAGAGAAGGUGGGGAAAGCUAUACAACUUCUAGCAACAUUUGUUGGAGGCUUUGUGAUAGCUUUCAUAAGAGGAUGGCUUCUAACUUUAGUCAUGUUAUCUUCAAUACCUCUUCUUGUGAUGGCUGGUGCGGGUCUGGCUAUAGUCAUUGCUAGAACAGCUUCUCGUGGACAAACAGCUUAUGCUAAAGCUGCUGUUGUAGUUGAACAAACAAUCGGUUCCAUAAGAACGGUUGCUUCAUUUACUGGAGAGAAACAAGCUAUAAGCAAUUACAACAAACAUCUAGUCACAGCUUAUAAAGCAGGAGUCAUGGAAGGUGGUUCAACUGGAUUAGGACUUGGCACACUCUUUCUUGUAGUCUUUUGUAGCUACGCUUUAGCUGUUUGGUAUGGAGGAAAGUUGAUUCUUGAUAAAGGGUACACAGGAGGACAAGUUCUCAACAUCAUCAUCUCUGUUUUAACUGGAUCCAUGUCGUUAGGCCAAGCAUCUCCUUGUUUAACAGCGUUUGCAGCUGGACAAGCUGCAGCCUACAAGAUGUUUGAGACAAUAGAGAGAAGACCUGACAUUGAUUCUUAUAGUACAGAUGGUAAAGUACUGGAUGACAUCAAAGGAGACAUUGAGCUUAAAGAUGUCUACUUCACAUACCCGGCGAGGCCAGAUGAGCAGAUCUUCCGCGGUUUUUCGCUGUUUAUCUCGAGUGGUACGACCGUGGCCUUAGUUGGACAGAGUGGGAGUGGGAAGUCUACUGUUGUGAGUCUAAUAGAGAGGUUUUACGAUCCGCAAGCCGGUGAAGUUAUCAUAGAUGGUGUUAACCUAAAAGAGUUUCAGCUAAAAUGGAUCAGAAGCAAGAUAGGACUUGUGAGUCAAGAACCGGUUCUCUUCACUUCAAGCAUCAAGGACAACAUUGCCUACGGUAAAGAAGACGCUACACUAGAAGAGAUCAAAGCGGCUGCUGAGCUUGCAAACGCCUCCAAGUUUGUUGAUAAGCUUCCUCAGGGUUUGGAUACAAUGGUUGGAGAACACGGCACUCAGCUUUCGGGUGGGCAGAAACAGAGGAUCGCUGUGGCAAGAGCCAUUCUUAAAGAUCCAAGAAUCUUGCUUUUGGACGAAGCUACAAGCGCGCUUGAUGCAGAGUCAGAGAGAGUGGUUCAAGAAGCGCUUGAUAGGAUCAUGGUUAACCGGACUACAGUAGUAGUUGCUCACCGGUUAAGCACGGUGCGAAAUGCUGAUACUAUCGCUGUGAUUCAUCAAGGAAAGAUCGUGGAGAAAGGCUCUCACGCUGAGCUACUCAAGGACCCGGAAGGUGCUUAUUCUCAGCUCAUACGUCUUCAAGAAGAUAAGAAACACGAAGAGAAGAAACCCGAAGAGUUGUCAUCAAUAGAAUCAUUCAAACAAUCUAGUUUGAGAAAAUCAUCUCUAGGGCGGUCUCUAAGCAAAGGAGGAUCAUCUAGAGGAAACAGCAGCCGCCACUCUUUCAACAUGUUUGGUUUUCCAUCAGGUAUUGAAGGAAACGACGUCGUUCAAGAUCAAGAAGAGCCCAAGACCAAACCAAAGAAAGUAUCUAUCCGUAGAAUCGCUGCUCUAAACAAACCAGAGAUCCCCGUUCUCAUACUCGGAACAAUCUCAGCAGCAGCAAACGGAGUUAUACUUCCUAUCUUCGGUAUACUAAUCGCAAGCGUGAUCAAAGCCUUCUUCAAACCGCCUAAGGAGCUUAAAGAAGACACGAGCUUCUGGGCCAUUAUCUUCAUGGUUCUUGGUUUCGCUUCCGUCAUCGCCUACCCAGCUCAAACCUUCUUCUUUUCUAUCGCUGGUUGUAAGCUAGUGCAGAGGAUAAGGAGCAUGUGUUUUGAGAAAGUGGUUCACAUGGAAGUUGGAUGGUUUGAUGAGUCAGAGCAUUCUAGUGGAACUAUUGGAGCGAGGCUAUCGGCUGAUGCAGCUGCGAUACGUGGUUUAGUGGGAGAUGCUUUGGCUCAGAUGGUUCAGAAUCUGUCGUCUAUAUUGGCUGGGUUGAUCAUUGCGUUCUUGGCUUGUUGGCAGUUGGCUUUUGUCGUUCUUGCCAUGCUUCCUCUUAUUGCACUCAAUGGGUUUCUUUACAUGAAGUUCAUGAAAGGUUUCAGUGCAGAUGCAAAGAAAAUGUAUGGGGAAGCGAGUCAGGUAGCGAAUGAUGCGGUUGGGAGCAUAAGAACAGUAGCUUCGUUCUGUGCGGAAGACAAAGUGAUGAACAUGUACACAAAGAAGUGUGAAGGUCCUAUGAAGACAGGGAUACGCCAAGGCAUUGUCAGUGGAAUAGGUUUCGGUGUUUCUUUCUUUGUACUCUUCGCUUCUUACGCGACCAGCUUCUAUGUGGGGGCACAACUUGUCGAUGACGGCAAGACAACCUUCGACUCUGUUUUCAGGGUUUUCUUUGCUUUGACGAUGGCGGCUAUUGCCAUUUCACAGUCGAGUUCGUUGUCUCCUGACUCCAGCAAAGCCGAUAUCGCUGCUGCUUCGAUUUUCGGGAUUAUCGACAGAGAAUCGAAGAUUGAUCCAAGUGUAGAAUCUGGAAGAGUGUUGGAUACUGUUAAAGGAGACAUUGAGCUUCGUCAUGUUAGUUUCAAAUACCCAUCAAGGCCUGAUGUUCAAAUCUUCCAAGAUCUUUGUCUAAGUAUUCGAGCUGGAAAGACUGUUGCUUUGGUUGGAGAAAGCGGGAGCGGGAAGUCAACGGUGAUCGCUUUGCUACAGAGGUUUUACGAUCCAGACUCAGGCGAGAUCACUCUCGACGGUGUAGAGAUCAAGACCCUGCGACUAAAAUGGCUCAGACAACAAACGGGACUCGUGAGCCAAGAACCGAUCUUGUUUAACGAAACGAUCAGAGCCAACAUUGCUUAUGGAAAAGGCGGAGACGCGAGUGAAUCCGAAAUCGUAUCAGCAGCUGAACUAUCAAACGCCCAUGGAUUCAUCAGUGGUCUACAACAGGGUUACGAUACGAUGGUUGGAGAAAGAGGAAUACAGUUAUCAGGCGGGCAAAAACAACGAGUGGCCAUAGCGCGAGCCAUCGUCAAGGAUCCUAAGGUAUUGCUACUUGAUGAAGCUACUAGCGCUCUAGACGCAGAGUCUGAACGUGUGGUUCAAGAUGCGCUUGACCGGGUUAUGGUGAACCGGACUACGAUUGUGGUGGCUCACCGGUUAUCCACGAUUAAGAACGCGGAUGUAAUUGCAGUCGUUAAGAACGGAGUUAUUGUAGAGAAAGGGAAGCACGAGAGUUUGAUCAAUAUCAAAGACGGAGUUUAUGCUUCGUUGGUGCAGCUUCAUCUCAGUGCUGCUUCUUAAAGCAUAUCUUUUAUGUUCAUUCGUUUUUUUUUGGUUAAUUAUGCUAUGUAUUGAUGAACAUUGUUAUUCAAUGAUUGGUUUUAAAUAUUUUAUUGAAAUCUAAUGUUAUUGGUUAUUGUAUUUAAAAUGUAUUUAUUUAAAGAUCUUAAAAUCUAGUGUUGUUGGUUCUUAUUAUAUUUAUAAUCUAUUCAUUAGAAAGUUUUGAAAUCCAAUGUUAUUCAAUAAAAGAUUUGCAUACAAUAUUUGAAAUCUUGUGUUAUACAUAUUUGAUAAAUUUAAACAAUCCAUUUAACGUGAAAUAUAUUGAAUCUAAUACCAUGUAUAAAUUUUAUCAAUCAAAAUCCAACCUUUUACUUUAUAUUUUAUCAUCAUUUUUAUUAGCAAUUGUCAUCACAUUAUUGAAAAAGUUACUCUGCAAAUAUUAUCACUACGCAUUGAUUUUCUCAAACAUAAAACCCAUACUUUUUUUGAGAGAAUGUUUUUCUUAUCCUUAACCAAAACUAAAUUAUUCUUAUUCACAUGAUGUGUAGAAUAAUUUGGUUUUGGUCAAGGGAUAAGCAAAAAAUUCUCUCAAAAUGGGAUGCAAUAAUAGCUAAAGAGGCAUUGAACAAAAUUCUAAAGGAAGAAGCAGCAAAAGUACAUGUUGGAGAUAUAUUACAUCAUCCUUUCAUCGCUGUAUAAAAGUUUAUUUUUUCUCUCUCAAACAUAAUCUUAUACUAGGUGCUUAUUUAUUCUAAUAAUAUGCUUAUGUUUUGCUCAUAUGAGUCCACACACAUUGAAUGCUAUAUGAUCUUCGGGUUGGUCCUAAAUCAAUUUAUCAGUUGUUGAUUGUACAUCAUUUGGGCACUCUUUUGUUUCUCGAGAUUAUGACAUUUUGCUUCCUUAGAAACCUGGUAGAAAAUAAGAGUUGAAUGCAAAUGUUUAUUUCAUCAAUUCCACAACUAAUUUUACCAUUUGCUUUAAAAGGAAUAGAAUUCUAAUUCCAUCAAUUCCAUACAAAAUUAAACAAAAUUCAAAGAAAAGUAUUAGCGUUUUAUAGUUACAUCUAAGUGGAAUGGUAAAGUUUUUUUUUUUUGUGAUCCUUUGUGUUUUUUUUUCCUUUUUGCCUUUGGUUUAAUUAAACAAUUUCAUUCUGGUUUAUCUUAUAGUUAACUAAUCUUUUGGUUUGAUGGUUAUGUUGUUGGUAUGAUAAACAAUAUUUGUGCAGUUUGAUGAACGAGGUCGUUGAAGUAUGUCUUGCUGUUUAUUAUUCGUUAGAUGUUAAUGUUAUCAAUCCAAAGUUAUGUAAUCCCACAUUAUGACAUCAAUGGUACUUUUGAUGAGAAAGUUUCUUAUUUGGCUUUGGAAUACACAAGAUCUAAGCUACUAAUGUUAGAACAAGUAUUAUAGAUUUUUCAAUAAUAUCUAAGAGUUUAUAAUAUUAGAAACUCUUCUCAUUCUUUUCAGUUUGUUUACUUAUAUUAAUAUUAAGUUAAAAAUCAUUAAGAUAUUUUUAUUGUGCUUGAGAAUUCUCUUAAUUAACCUAACCUUUAUUAAUCUAAUCUAUUAAUUUAGAGUCCAAUAUUUUCUACUGAAAAACACUGGCGUGGGCGGGAAGCUGAAUAUCUAAAGAUAUAUGGAGAAAGCAAAGAAACACGCUAAGUUAGCGCAGAAGAUGGUUGACUAUGAAAAAUACUGGCGUAGGCGGAAAGCUGAAUACCUGAAGAUAUAUGGAGAAUAAGAAACUUCUCGGUUUCAUGCUUUGUCUUGUUUCAUGCAUGUGCUUUUUUUUUCAAGUGACUCCUCUGUUUCGCAUGUGCUUUUUUUUUUAAAGUGACUAAGUACUCAUGGCUCAGUUACUGAGAAUGAUCGUUGAAAAUUUGUUAACUCUCCCUACUAGUUUCAUCAAAUUGCAACAACAUCCAGUUCAUCUAAUUCUUUUGCUUUCUUGGUUUCCAAUAUCUACUGCACGUGUUAUUUCCUUUAUUUAUUUAGAAGCUCAAAGAUAUAGAUAUGUUUGAGAAUAAGAGUGUAAUGAUGAUGUUUCAUUUUAAGACAAUUUGUUGUAUCAAAAUAGCAAUGCUUUAUACAAUUUUCCAGUUUCUCCUUAUCAAUUCUUCCUAGGGACUUUAAUAUGAGCUCAACCUAACAGGGUUAGCCCUAACCCUACAAAUCCAUUUGUAACUCUAACCCUCAUUUUUUAAACAGGGUUUAAACAGGGUUGGCCCUAAUAGGAUCAGAGUUUAAAUUCUAACCCUUUUAUUUCGAUUCACACAACUAUUAUACAAUAUUUAAUAACGUUUUUCACUAAAAAAACUUAAAGUCGAGUUUUCUUGCUAAAAACUAAACAACGAAAUUUUCCGUCGAAACCGAAAAAUCGAGUUUUCAACCAAAACAACAAAAUUGAGUUUUCCCUCCAAAAACGCAAAAUCGAGUUUUUCGUCAAAACUUCAAAAUCGAGUUUUCCCACCAAAAAAUCAAAAUCGAGUUUUUCGCCAAAACCUCAAAAUCGAGUUUUCCCGUGAAAACGUAAAAUUAAGUUUUCUGGAAAACCCGUAAAACUCAAUUUCACAGUUUUGGCGGGAAAACUCGAUAUUCCGGUUUUAGUUUUGGCGGAAAAACUCGAUUUUGCGGUUUCGGCGGAAAAACUCGAUUUUGCGGUUUCGGCGAAAAACUCGAUUUUGCGGUUUCAGCGGGAAAACCCGAUUUGCCGGUUUCGGCGGAAAACUCGUUUUUUCUGUUUCGGCGGGAAAACUUGAUUUGCCGGUUUUGACGGGAAAACUCGAUUUGCCGGUUUCAGCGGGAAAACUCGUCUUUUAUGUUGCUUCUUAAAACAUAUCUUUUAUGUUUAUUCGUUUUUUUGGUUAAUUAUGCUAUGUAUUGAUGAACAUUGUUAAUCAAUGAUUGAUUUUAAAUAUUUUAUUAAAAUCUAAUGUUAUUGGUUAUUGUAUUUAAAAUGUAUUUAUUUAAAGAUCUUAAAAUCUAGUGUUGUUGGUUCUUAUUAUAUAUAUAAUCUAUUCAUUAGAAAGUUUUGAAAUCCAAUGUUAUUCAAUAAAAGAUUUGCAUACAAUAUUUAAAAUCUUGUGUUAUACGUAUUUGAUAAAUUUAAACAAUCCAUUUAACGUGAAAUAUAUUGAAUCUAAUACCAUGUAUAAAUUUUAUCAAUCAAAAUCCAACCUUUUACUUUAUAUUUUAUCAUCAUUUUUAUUAGCAAUUGUCAUCACAUUAUUGAAAAAGUCACUCUUCAAAUAUUAUCACUACGCAUUGAUUUUCUCAAACAUAAAACCCAUACGUUUUUUGAGAGAAUGUUUUUCUUAUCCUUAACCAAAACCAAAUUAUUCUUAUUCACAUGAUGUGUAGAAUAAUUUGGUUUUGGUCAAGGGAUAAGCAAAAAAUUCUCUCAAAAUGGGAUGCAAUAAUAGCUAAAGAGGCAUUGAACAAAAUUCUAAAGGAAGAAGCAGCAAAAGUACAUGUUGGAGAUAUAUUACAUCAUCCUUUCAUCGCUGUAUAAAAGUUUAUUUUCUCUCUCUCAAACAUAAUCUUAUACUAGAUGCUUAUUUAUUCUAAUAAUAUGCUUAUGUUUUGCUCAUAUGAGUCCACACACAUUGAAUGCUAUAUGACCUUUGGGUUGGUCCUAAAUCAAUUUAUCAGUUGUUGAUUGUACAUCAUUUGGAGACUCUUUUGUUUCUCGAGAUUAUGACAUUUUGCUUCCUUAGAAACCUGAUAGAAAAGAAGAGUUGAAUGCAAAUGUUCAUUUCAUCAAUUCUACAAUUAAUUUUACCAUUUGCUUUAAAUGGAAUAGAAUUCUAAUUCCAUCAAUUCCAUACAAAAUUAAACAAAAUUCAAAGAAAAGUAUUAACGCUUUAUAGUUACAUCUAAGUGGAAUGGUAAAGUUUUUUUUUUGUGAUCCCUUGUGUUUUUUUAUCCUUUAUAGGAGACCGAUACGAGGAAGGUGAUAUUACACCCAGGCCAAUGAUGAAGUUCAAGGCUGCUGGCGCUGAUGUUUGGGAUCCCAAAUGGGAUGCACAUCCUAUUGGCGGAGGUGCCAAAAAGAUGUUGACAAGAGAAGAGCUCUUCGAAAGAGCCAAUCCAGUAGAUGAUCCCCGCCCACUCCUCACGAUGAAGGACAUUCUCGAUGAUCUUCUGGAGCUUCGUAAGAAGUCUGAAGUCACCUCAGGUGACUUCGCAAGACAGCUGCAUGGGAGGGCAGCCACAAUCGACCUCUUCAGCAUCAAGGGUCCUAUCUGCGAAGAGGUUGUGGAGAAGCUUCAAAUGCUGUAUGGCCUCUGGGAAAGUGGUGAUGCAGACGACAAGAGAUCGACACCGAAGGAGGAUUACAUGGAGUGGUUCAAGAGAGAUAGACGCUUUCAAGGAAUUUAGGGAUCGAGCUUGAUUACUUUUUAUUAUAAAUCACGUCCUUAGUUGAAAUUUAUUACCAUUAGAACACAUAUUUUAUCAUUAACUGCAGUUUAAAGCAUGGAAUCAAAUUAUGGUUUGCCUUUGGUUUAAUUAAACAAUUUCAUUCUGGUUUAUCUUAUAUGUUAACUAGUCUUUUGGUUUGUUAGUUAUGUUGUUGGUAUGAUAAAAAAUAUUUGUGCAGUUUGAUGAACGAGGCCGUUGAAAUAUGUCUUGCUGUUUAUUAUUCGUUAGAUGUUAAUAUUAUCAAUCCAAAGUUAUGUAAUCCCACAUUAUGACAUCAAUGGUACUUUUGAUGAGAAAGUUUCUUAUUUGGCUUUGGAAUACACAAGAUCUAAGCUACUAAUGUUAGAACAAGUAUUAUAGAUUUUUCAAUAAUAUCUAAGAGUUUAUAAUAUUAGAAACUCUUCUCAUUCUUUUCAGUUUGUUUACUUAUAUUAAUAUUUAGUUAAAAAUCAUUAAGAUACUUUUAUUGUGAUUGGGAAUGCUCUUAAUUAACCUAACCUUUAUUAAUCUAAUCUUUUAAUUUAGAGUCCAAUAUUUUCUAUUGAUAAAAUAUUGUCAUUUAAGUUUUGGACCUAUUCAUUAUUCAUUAUACAACAUACUUGAUAAUGACUUAUUUGAUAAUGUAAGAUAUUAAUUGGCUUAUAAAUCUGUAUUGUUACCAUAUUUUUUGGGGAAUUUUUUUAAGUAUUUAAAUGUAAAGUCUUAAAAACAAUUAAAUCUUAUUGAAAUAAUUUGUUACAGAUAUUUUAAAUAUGCAUAUUUAAUUAUCAAAUACUCAAAUAGUAAAAGAAUGUUGUUGUUUUUUUUGUCAACUCGUUUAUAUUAUUGAUGCCCAGUGGACUAAACGUUUACAAGCAAUUUCAAGCCCAACAAAUAUUACAAUCAACCCAUAAGCCCAAAUGAAAGGAUAAUGAUGUUUGCAUGUGUGACACUUACUCCCUUUCGUGGGUCUGAUGCAUCGGGAAUCGGAAGACGAAGCUGUAGCCGGAAACCUACCGGAACAAAGAUCUCCCCCGCCGACUCGCUUGAUACUGCUUGUUCACUCUACUAUCCUUCAAAUCGCCAUCGAUCUUCAAGCGCUCAUCUCAAAUCGCUAGUAAAGGAAUGCUGGUUAUUUGAUUCACCAUAAUAAAUCUGAAAAUAAAUUUAAAUAUAAUCAAUUAAAUCAGCUAAGAAUUUAAAAUAUUGUUCUCCAAGUCAAAAGACUAUAUGACCGUUCAAUGAUGACUCUUUACAAACUCUUUACCAUAAAGUGUGAAUGAUCUCAAGAGACCAUACAAGCAAUAUGAGAUUCAAGUGGGUUUCUACCCCCUAAAACUUAAAAAAAUAAAUUAAUUUUAACGAUAAGAAAACUUACGUGAAUAUUUUUCAUGUUGUAUGCUAAUUUAACCUCAAUCACUUGCUUUCAGAAGCAAAUUUAAAAGUGAUUAUUGAACAAAUUAUAAAUUUAAGAUAAACAAAAUGAAUAACCAACUAAUUUACUGUCAUAUAUUUUUAUUUUUUUUACGACCAAAGGCUAUGAAACACUGUCAUAUAUUUAUAUACAUAAUUUUAUCGGUUUACUAAAAAAAAAAAUAAUAAUCCACGUUUCAACACAGAUGUAAUUAAGUUUAAGAUCGAGUGGUUUAAUUUUCAACCUAAUAUUCUUCGUUAGAAAGGAUUGUAUCAUGGGCUCGGUUGUAACGGCAACCAGGCUUGCCUCAACUCUAAUUUGGGCUGUGUGCUGAGUUCGUUCUUUUUCUUCAAAGCUUACUGGUAUAGUAAUUUAAGCACAAAUCCAAUGGUUGGAAGAAAAAUUGGAAGAGUAGAGAGUUUUGCUUUAGUAGACUAACUGUAUAUUAUAUUAUGAAUUAUAUUAAUAUAUUAUGGAUGUUAUAGAAUGAAUAUUCAAAUGUUUUGUUUGAAUAUUAUGAACGCCUACUUAUCGUCAAAUCUCUAUAAUAUUAUUUGAGAAGUCAGUUUCCUAUGUGUCGCUUUCACGUUGACUUUCACGAUGGUUGAUUACACUGAUACCCUUAAUGAAUUCAAAAUAUUACAUUUAAAAUACUAUUACUUAUUUUUAUAUUUCGUUUCCUUUUCAAAUUUUUCCAAAAAAACAUAUACAUAUAAUAAAAAAGGAAAUCUUUUAUAAAGUAAAAAAAAACGAAUUGAAAAACGAAAAUAGUAAUAUUACAUUUAAAAAAUAUUUUUAAAUGACAUAAAAUAUACUUUUGAAGUACUAAAAUACUUUCUUUAUAUCUAUAUUUUCUUAGAUGAAAAAUAUAAAUUUGUAUAUAAUGUGAUUUCAUUAAAAAAUUACACAGAUAAUCUUGAUAUUAGAAAAAAAAUUAAUGUAAUAGAAAUAUUUGCGUAUAUCUAUCAAUUUUCUUAGAUGAUUACAUAAAAUAAUUAAGAAACAUAAACUGAUAUAUGUUUAAUUGACUAAAAAUAGUUUAUAAUUAGUAUUAUUGAAAUGGUUUAUUUAUUUUUCAUACAUUUAAUUGACUAUAAUAUAUUUCAAUUACAACAAAAAAUAUCGAUAAAUUAUAUUUUACUUAUAUAAUAUUAUUUUCAAAUAAAAUCACAAUUUUGUUUACUGUUAUUUUUAAGAGAUAUUAAAAAACUAAAAAUAAAUUAAAAAUAAACAAUUAUGAAAUAAUUACAAAAUAGUUUAAUGAGGUAGAUAUAUUAUAUUUUAUCAUUAAUAAAGUUAUUUGUGUUCUAAAUAUGAAAUUUGCUUUUAAAUUUUAUGUUUAUAUGUUUGUGAAACUUAAUAGAACCAUAAUCAAAAUACCAAAGCAAAUCUGAAUUCUCAUUUUUAAGAUUAUUUAAAAUACAUUUCAGUUUUCAUUCAAUAAAUCAAAGGUACAAAGUUAUUUAAAAUUUAUAAAACAGUUUAAUUAUUGUAAGUAUUGAUAUGUGUUCAUGAGCUUCCAAAAAUGUAUCAGCUAUUUUUUAUCAACUUGUAUCAGCUACUUAUGCAUGUAACUUCCUAUUGAUCACACUUUCUUUUCUAACAUUUUUUAAUAAAAACAUCAACAUAUAAUUUGAUAAAUAUUAUGAAAAUGCAUGCGCAUUUAAACGAUAAAUAAGAUUGAUUUGAUUUGAUUUAAUUAUAAAAAAAAUUAUACUUCAUUGAACUUAUAUCUAAAAUCAUAGAUUUAAGUACAGUAAGAAUUUAUAAAUUUAUAAGAAUAGUAAUUUAUUUUAUAAAUAUAAAUCAUAGGACAACUUAAAACAUAUUAAAAUGAAAAUAAAAUAUUAACCAACCGUUACAAUUUAGUUUUUUUGUAAAAUUUAUAUAUAUGCAUGAGACUUCAGAAUAAUAUCGUUAUAUUAGUUUAUGUAAUUUAGAAUCAGACACUUUAGUUUAUUUUUUAUUUCAUUCCAAGCACACUGUAUCUUAAGUUAUACCUAAUAUUCAUAAAAUAUAUUUACAUAUCUAAGACAACAACCAGCUAAAU
Molecule: messenger RNA, 11699 nt
Organism: Brassica rapa (field mustard)
Lineage: Eukaryota; Viridiplantae; Streptophyta; Magnoliopsida; Brassicales; Brassicaceae
Product: ABC transporter B family member 4
Biological process (GO): oligopeptide export from mitochondrion
Cellular component (GO): mitochondrial inner membrane
Molecular function (GO): ATP hydrolysis activity; ATP binding; ABC-type oligopeptide transporter activity
Source: RefSeq, a predicted model, not a curated record